GCGAUGGGACCCUGUUCCAGCUCUGGCUUCUACGUGAGCCGCUCGGCAGCCCUGCUGCUGGCCGGGCUGGCAGCCGCGAUCCUGCUGGCGCUGGCUGUGCUCGCCGCCCUGUACGGCCACCGCGCGCGCGUCGCGCCGUCGGAGUUUCACAACUGCGGGGUCUCAGACGCCGGGCCUUCCCCUCCGGACGAGCUGGGGGAGUCGCCGUCCGGUCGGAAGCCCGACCCCACUCGUGAGCCGGCAGUGGCGGCCACCCCGGACACGUGGCGACCCUCGGGGCCCUGGGACCAGCAGCGCCUGCCGCCCUGGCUCGUUCCGCUGCACUACGAGCUGGAGCUGUGGCCCCGGCUGCGGCCAGACGAGCUUUCGCCUCCAGCUCUGAGCUUCACUGGCCGCAUUAACAUCACAGUGCGUUGCACCGUAGCCACCGCGAGGCUGCUUCUGCACAGCGUCUUUCUAGACUGUGACAACAUCGAGGUGCGGGGUCCCCUGUCCCUGGGAAAUGGAAACGCCACAGUGGGCCGCGUGCCCGUGGACAACCUGUGGUUCGCGUUGGACAUGCAUUACAUGGUGCUGGAGCUCCGCGAGGCCCUACAGCCUGGGAGCCUCUAUGAGCUGCAGCUCAGCUUUUUGGGCCCGGUGUACCAGGACACUAGGGAGGGACUCUUCCUCAAUUUCUACACCGACCAGGGUGAGCGCAGGGUCCUGUUAGCAUCUCAGAUGGAACCAACAUUUGCCAGAAAUGUUUUUCCUUGUUUUGAUGAACCAGCUCUGAAGGCAACUUUUAAUAUUACAAUUAUUCACCAUCCAAGUUAUGUGGCUCUUUCCAACAUGCCAAAGCUAGGUCAGUCUGAAAAAGAAGAUGCGAAUGGAAACAAAUGGACGGUUACCACCUUUUACACCACACCCCCCAUGCCAACGUAUUUAGCUGCAUUUGCUGUAUGUGACUAUGACCACGUCAGCAGAACUGAGAGGGGCAAGGAGAUACGCAUCUGGGCCCGGAAAGAUGCCAUUGCAAAUGGAAAUGCAGACUUUGCUUUGAAUAUCACAGGUCCCAUCUUCUCUUUUCUAGAAGAUUUAUUUAAUAUUAGUUACCCUCUUCCAAAAACAGAUAUCAUUGCCUUGCCUAAUUUUGACGACCGUGCAAUGGAAAACUGGGGACUAUUGAUGUUCGACGAGUCAUUGUUGCUGCAACCAGAUGAUCAGCUAACAGAUAAAAAGAUGGUGAUCUCUCACGUUGUCUCCCACGAGAUCGGACAUCAGUGGUUUGGAAACUUGGUUACCAUGAGAUGGUGGAACAAUAUCUGGCUCAAUGAAGGUUUUGCAUCUUAUUUUGAAUUUCUAGUAAUGAACUACUUCAAUCCUAAAUUCCCAGGAAAUGAGGUCUUUUUUUCUAACGUUUUAUAUGACAUUCUCAGAGAAGAUCACGCCCUGAUGUCUAGAGCUGUAUCCAUGAAGGUGGAAAAUUUCACAGAAACGAGUGAAAUCAAUGAGCUCUUUGACUUGUUUACUUACAAUAAGGGAGCGUCUAUGACCCGGAUGCUUUCUAGUUUCCUGAAUGAGAAUUUAUUUAUCAGCGCACUUAAGUCAUAUUUGGAGACAUUUUCUUACUCAAAUGCUGAGCAAGAUGAUCUAUGGAGGCAUUUUCAGAUGGCCAUAGAUGACCAGAGUAAAAUUGUUUUGCCAACAACAGUAAAAAGUAUCAUGGACAGUUGGACAUACCAGAGUGGCUUUCCAAUCAUCACCUUAAAUGUAUCUACUGGUGUCAUGAAACAGGAGCCCUUUUAUCUUGAAAAGGUUAAAAAUCAGACUCUUCUCACCCACAAUGACACAUGGAUUGUACCUAUUCUUUGGAUGAAAAAUGGAACUACACAGUCUUUAGUCUGGCUAGAUAAAAGCAGCAAAUUAUUCCCUGAAAUGCAAGUUUCAGAUUCUGAUCAUGACUGGGUGAUUUUAAAUUUGAAUAUGAGUGGAUAUUAUAGAGUUAACUAUGAUAAAUUAGGUUGGAAGAAAUUAAAUCAACUGCUUGAAAAAGAUCCUAAGGCUAUUCCUGUUAUUCACAGACUGCAGCUGAUCGAUGAUGCCUUUUCCUUGUCUAAAAACAAUUAUAUUGAGAUCGAAACAGCACUUGAUUUAACCAAGUACCUUGCUAAAGAAGACGAAAUCAUAGUAUGGCAUGCAGUUCUGGUGAACCUGCUACCCAGGAAUGUUGUUUCUGAUGUGAGCGACUAUGAUAUAUACACAUUAUUAAAGAAGUAUCUAUUAAAGAGACUUACAUCAAUAUGGAAUAUUUAUUCAACUAUAAUUUGUGAAAAUGUGGCAGCAUUGCAAGAUGACUAUUUAGCCUUAAUAUCACUGGAAAAACUUUUUGAGGCUGUAUGUUUGUUGGGCCUUGAGGACUGUCUUCAGCUGUCAAGAGAACUCUUCAAAAACUGGAUGAACCAUCCAGAGAAUGAAAUACCUUAUCCAAUUAAAACUGUGAUUUUAUGUUAUGGCAUUGCCUUGGGAAGUGAUAAAGAAUGGGACUUUUUGUUAAAUAUCUACACUAAUAACACAAAGGCAGAAGAAAAGUUUCAACUUGUUUAUGCAAUGAGCUGCAGUAAACACCCAUGGAUACUUAACAGAUAUAUGGAAUAUGCCAUCACUACAUCUCUGUUUGAUUUUAAUGAAACAAAUGUAAUUGACAUUGUGGCAGCAUCUGAAGUUGGCCGGUAUGUCGCAAGAGACUUUUUAGUCAACCAUUGGCAAGCUGUAAGUGAGAGAUAUGGAACACAAUCACUGGUUACACUGAUGUAUAUAAUAGGGAGAACCAUAAGCACAGAUUUACAGAUCAUGGAGCUGCAGCAGUUCUUCAGCCCCAUGCUGGAGGAGCACCAGAGGCUCACAGCUCAUGCCAAAUUACAGGCAAUAAAGAACGAAAAUCUGAAAAACAAAAACCAAAGUGCCAGGAUAGCUGCGUGGCUACGGAAAAACACAUAAUUUAGCGGCUACUUUUGGCGUCCUUCUUUGUAUAUUAUAAUGUAGUUUGCUGACAGCUUUGUCUUCCAACACUUUGGGAGCCUACAGGACCACAUGCUUUGUUAUUUGUAUUUCAGUCGCAUUUACUACUCCGAGCCCUGUUCCUCCGCGUUGUCACCUUGGCUCCGAGGAGCUCGCCAGCACUGCCGCAUUUCUGGGGAAGAUUUCACUUCCAGUUGGGCUAUAAAACCACAGAAUUUACUUUAAAUGCCUUGUAAGAACAA
Messenger RNA from Molossus molossus (Pallas's mastiff bat), 3242 nucleotides. It is a transcript of the gene LVRN, whose product is annotated as laeverin. Bases 4 to 2979 code for a protein of 991 amino acids. The record is from RefSeq and is a predicted model, not a curated record. Gene Ontology annotation, molecular function: zinc ion binding; metalloaminopeptidase activity; peptide binding. Gene Ontology annotation, biological process: peptide catabolic process; proteolysis. Gene Ontology annotation, cellular component: cytoplasm. Lineage: Eukaryota; Metazoa; Chordata; Mammalia; Chiroptera; Molossidae. The transcript is spliced from 20 exons.